GAGCACCAGUUUAGCAGUCACUAGAAAGCGUUACAUAGACAGUUUAUCGAUAGAUGUGAUAUGGGCAGAGUUGAAAUUUCGCGUUGAAGCACAUUUACGUUUAUCUGACAUUUAAACAUCAUUGUUGUGAAUGAAUACAAAGAAAAUAAAAUUAAUAUUCAAGUGCCUGAGAAUUUUGAUCGUUUAUAGUGUUUGAGUGUGUACUUUUCGAUGUGGUUACGUGUUUUGUUAUCGUUUUAUUCGAAUUUUAAUUAGAAAUGUGAUACUGAGACAGUGCUUUUUCGAAUAUUAACAUUCUUGGAUUAAUACAGCUCAUUUAUAUUCAAAAGACACGCAAAAUUAUUGGUAGAUAGUUUCGGGAGGCAUAAGACCUCCUAAACGACACCACUGGAACCAGCUACAGUGAGGUUUUCAAAUGUUAAAAAUGUAUCAUCGACAGCUUUUCUCCAUUUUAUCUAUUUCGUUUCUAUGUUCGACGUUAACGUUUGCCGACAUCGACCUUAGUGGAAAAUGUUUAGAUAUACCAGAAGUAACACCAAAAAGAUUCUUCGUAACAGGAGGAAAAUCAUUGGACAUCAAUUUGGAAACAUCAACUCGACCAACCCAUCUGUUGGCUACACAUAUAUUUUAUAUUUUUGCUACAGAAGUUCUGGGAUAUCCAAGGGUUACCAUGACAGUAAUGGAAGAUUAUUUUAAUAUAGAAGUCAUAAUGGAGAGACUAUCAAGUUAUUCCGCCACUAAUCAUGGGAUCCCACCGGCUACUAUUAAUUUAGAAGUGUGGACGAGUCCCGAAUACGAUCCAUUCGAAAAAGAAUUCGUUAAAGAAGUUGGUAGCGUCGGUCCUCCAGGUCGUUUCGGCUGGUAUAUACCUCGAAGAUUGAACGGACCUAUUAAAGAAUACUAUAAACUAGAUUGGAACGAUGAAAUUCAAGAGGUUCAUUGGUCUUUCUUCCUUAACGAUAAUUUCGCCAGCAAAUUCGCACUCGAUAGUACUGCAAUUGAUAUGCUUAUUAAAACAAAUGCAUACCACAAAUAUUCAAAUAAUGAAUAUGUUUGUCCUGAUAGCGUCUGUGUAGAAAGUAUGUACACCCCAUCGCAAUGCGAUGGCAAAAAUUGUGCGGUACUUUUAGCUCCAGAUUUCAGAACGAGUGAUUUUUUAAUACAUCAAGUCAACGAAAUUCGGUGCCUCGUGAAAAUAUUAUGGUUAGGAAAUAAUUUAAAAUCGGCUGUUAGAUUAUUAGAAGAAUAUUACGCAAAACAAAGCAAUCAACAGAGUUUCAUGUUUUUCCAUUGGUUUCCUGGAGAUCUGGUGAUCGAUGAAACUAAAUUCGUAACCGUUAAAUUCAAAAACAACGAAUUGUACAAUUUCACAAACAAUUUAGUUAACGGGUACAAAUACGAAAUGCACCGAUUAGUAAAAAUGGUUUGGUCCAAACUCGAAGUCGACGCAAAUCCUUUAUUUUUGGGAGUUAGAAGUUUCAAAUUACGCAGAGAAGAUUAUGUAUUUUUAUUCGAUUUGAAAGACAAAGGUUACGGAGGAGAAAGGAAAAUAGCGUGCGAAUGGAUGAGAAAUAACACUCCUGUUUGGGCGAAUUGGAAAAAAACUUAUGUCAAACCAACUAUUAAUAUUGGAGGAAUAUUCCCAAUGUCGGCGCCGGGAUUAGGUGGUUGGGGUGUGUUUCAAGGUGCUAAGGCGGCAGUCGAAUUCAUCAACAGAAGUCCCACCCUUUUGAAAGACUACAAUCUAAAUCUAAUGGCAUUUGACGGGAAAUGUCAACCGGAAUCAGUUAUGAGUACUUUUCUAGAUCUCAUAGUGAAUCAUGAAACUUUUAAAAAACUCGUCGGUGUACUCGGACCUGCUUGUACGGAAACAGUUGAACCCAUAGCGCCGGUUUCCAAACAAUACAACGUCGUAGUGGUGUCUUACGGAGCAGAAGGAACCUCAUUUUCAGACAGAAGCAAAUAUCCAUAUUUCUUUAGGACCAUCGGAGAAAAUCUGCACUACAAGUACGCUUAUUUGGCUCUUUUCAAACAAUUUGGAUGGAAAAGGGUCGCAGCUCUUACAGAAGACGGACAGAAGUACACCGAAUAUAUAUCGUUGAUGAGCGACGAUUUUCCCAAAAAUGGUAUCGCCUUUAUUGCCAACAAAAAAUUUCCCAGAGGAAGAAACGCGGAAGACAUGAGAACGUAUUUGACCGAUCUAAAGAAACAAAGCGUUCGAAUAAUCAUAGCUGAUGUAAUGGAUCACGACGCAAGACUUGUUAUGUGCGAAGCCUAUCAAUUAGAAAUGACAGCAAAGGAAGGUUACGUAUGGUUUUUGCCAGUUUGGUUGAAUAACGUUUGGUACGAUACCGAUAUUAAUAAUAACACCGAAAAAAUCAAUUGCAGUACUGCAGAAAUGAUCGAGGCAGCAAAUGGUUAUUUCUCUUUAGCACAUGCCUAUUAUGGUCCAGACGACGCCGUAAUGCAAGAGAAUAUAACCAUAGGUGAAUGGAAGAAAUUAGUACAUAAAAGCAAACCCCAAAUUGCAAAUUCCGAAUAUGCUGGUUUUGCUUAUGAUGGUGUUUGGACAUUCGCACUAGCAUUAAAUCAAUUGGUCAACGAAAAUUCCGAAGCUGUCUAUGAUCUACAUUCCAAAGAAACGGCCAAACAACUCGUCGAAUAUAUACAAAAAGUAGAUUUUCACGGUGUGUCUGGUCACAUCAAAUUUCGCGGUGGUCCAUCUCGUUUUUCAACAAUCAAUCUGGUCCAGUGGAUAAAUGGCACUAAAUCGAUCGUCGGUAAUUUUUUCCCGAACAUCACCGACGAUAAACCCGAAAUUCUCGGAGGGGAUUUAGUCUUGAAUGGCACAAACAUUAUAUGGUUGAAUCAAAACGGAGGUAUACCAGAAGACGGUACACCGCCACCACCUAGUUGCGCUUUAGAAGCAUUAGCCGUAGCUUUCAACGUAGAAUGUCAAACGGCCGUCAUCAUUCUAAAUAUAAUCGUAGCAGGUGUUUUAUUGAUAGGAGUUGUCGCCGUUUGUUAUUAUAUGAAGAGGAGGUACGAUUCGAAAGUAGAAAAAACCAAGAAUUAUAUGAGAUCUCUAGGUAUACCGUUCGACUUACGUAAUGCCAGUGAUCUCGAUAAAUGGGAAAUUCGACGUGAAUGCGUCGUAAUAAACAGAAAACUUGGUGAGGGCGCUUUCGGUACUGUCUACGGAGGCGAAGUCUCCCUUGAAAAUAACGACAAUUGGACAGCCGCAGCGGUUAAGACCCUCAAAGUUGGUUCGACGACAGAAGAAAAACUCGAUUUCCUUUCCGAAGCCGAAGCGAUGAAACGUUUCGAUCACAAAAAUAUCGUUAAAUUAUUGGGAGUUUGUACGAAAGAAGAACCGGUUUAUACUAUAAUGGAGUUUAUGUUGUACGGUGAUCUUAAAACGUACCUUCUAGCCAGAAGACAUUUAGUAAAAUCCGAUAUCGAAGAAUCUGAAGAAGUUAGUCCGAAACGAUUGACAAAUAUGGCGUUGGAUGUUGCUAGAGGUUUGAGUUAUUUGGCUGAAAUUAAGUUUGUACAUAGGGACAUCGCUUCCAGAAAUUGUCUGAUAAAUGCGCAACGAUCUGUUAAAAUCGGUGAUUUCGGUAUGACGAGAGCCAUGUUUGACAACGAUUAUUACAAAUUUACGAGAAGAGGAAUGUUACCUGUAAGAUGGAUGUCUCCAGAAAGUUUAGCUCUUGGAGUGUUUACUCCCGCUUCGGAUAUAUGGAGUUUUGGUAUAUUGCUCUACGAGAUAAUAACCUUUGGAAACUUUCCUUUCCAAGGGAAAAGUAAUGCUCAAGUACUGGAAUUAGUAAAAGAUGGACAAACACUCGAAAUUCCAAAAGGAACUAAACCACAACUUGUGGGUCUAAUGAAAUCAUGUUGGAAACGCGAAUCCAAGGAACGUCCAGCAGCCUCCCAAAUAGUCGAAUUUUUAGCAAACAAUCCAAGACUGUUAUCUCCUUGUUUGGACGUACCCAUAUCAUCAGUUCAGAUCGGAGACAGCGAUCAACUCGAAUUGACCCGUAAAGACUUGAAAGUGUCUCCGACUAAAUCAACGAAUGGAUCUACAUUUCAAGCACCCAGUUCGCUGUUCGAUGAACACGUAGAACCUGAAGGUAUUCCUUUAGAGAUAUGUGGUGCUAAUGAACCAUUGCUGGGACAAUCACGUGCGAGUAGCUCCAAUUUACUUAGCAGAUUAGGGGUAGGUAGCAAAAGAGAGUCUGAAGAGGACGACGAAUAUCUCGAACAAAAUGUUCCCGAUUCACAGGAUAAUACGAACGUGUAGUAAAUGUGCGAUGUUUGUGUGUCGUUUAUUUUUUUCUUGUUAAGAGAAAUUGUGGAAUAAGAUUUUGUACCUCAAAUUAUUGUCACAUGUAAGGAUUUUUGAUAUUUAUCUUAUUAGAUCAGACUGUUAAAACAAUCUACGAGCAGAAGUGACGAACAAGGGGGAUUUUUGUUUUCGAUUAAAAGUGUUACUUUUAUAUAUCGGAAAUUUUUAAAAUAUUUUAAGAAUUUUAAUACAUUUGACGUCGAAGAAAAACCGAGGUAGAGAAAUUGUGAUUGAUUAAUUUUUAAUACCGUAUUUUUAGAUUUACUUAUUCUGACUUUUGAGAAAAAUUAAGAUAAUUUGGAUAACAGAAAAAAAUCGCUCUUUAACCUCAUAAAUAAUCAAAAAAAUUUCCUAAAUUCUUGACUAAUUCCUUAAAAUAUAUUAGUAACACUUGUUUUUUGCAUUUAUUUUGAAAUAUCGAAACCAAAUGUGUUCAAUGAAAUUCCAUGUGCUAAAGCAUUCAAUUAACGAUCAACCCCUAUUGUCAGACUGCUACUUAUACAGUUUUUUUCUUAUUAAAUACUACAUCUUUCAAUAAACGAAAUCCUUUAAAUAAAGACGUUUGGUAAGGAUGAUUAACAUUCAUAACAAUUAUUGAAAUGAUCAAACAAACAAAAAAUCUGAUUGAAACUGAUAGAAUUAAUAUUUUAGAACCAUCCUUUCCAUAAUUCUGAUUAUUUUUCUAGUCAACGAUUUUAGCUGAGAAACGAGACUUGAAUUCACUAUACAUCACAAUAAUAGUAUUAAAACAAUCACAAUAACUAACCCUACCAAUCUCAAAGUAGUUUUCAAACACGAAAAAAAAUCUUAUCAUUACUACAAAUUAACAUAUCAUCAAAUACCCUUAAGUUUACACUGCUGGGCGUAAAACUCUUUCAAAUUUUUCUAUUCUUAUCGACAUUAAAACAUUUAGAACCAGUUGUAUCUUCUGUGAGGUCUUCCUCUUCUUCAGAGAACAUCGUUUUGACCGCCAAGUAAUAUCUAUGAUGUUUUAACCCCACGCUAAAUCAUAGCUUUAAGUUACUAUAAUGAUAUUUAUCUUUAUAGAUUUACUUCUAUUUGUUAGCGGUAUAUUUACAUAUUGGAGUAUGAAAGCAAUGAUCCGUCAUAAUUUAACAGUAAAUACAAUAAUCACACAUAUCAUUAGUAUUAUCAAGUAUACGGUUAAUUUUAAUUUGAGAUUCAAUUUCGGAAGCGAUUUACUACUUUAUGAUAAGUUUGCACUUAAUAUGGCAGUUGUACUUGUUGGCAGAACAUAACCUCAAAAAUCCUGCGCACGACGCGUAACACUAAGCCGUGUUCACAUAAAGAGAAUUGAGGAAACGAUUAGGGAUUAGUCGAAGAGUACAUUUAUCAGCACGCUCUUUUAAUAUGUCAAGGAUUAGAAAAAAAAACACACAUGAUCCUUUCCCGCUAUUGUAAAACUUCUUUUCAAAUUUCAAAACCAGUUCUUUUUCGUUACAAUAAAUAUGAAGUUAUCCUUAUUUGCUUCUCACGCAAUAUGACCAAUAACGUCAUCCUGAUAUAAUCAAUACAAGAAAUAUAACCUAAAAUUUUCUAUAAGUACUUUUACUUUGGUAACACUGAGUUAAAAACUUUUGCCAAUAGUGCAUCUGAAAAUACAAAAUCGAUGCUACACAUCUGCCAACGUUUAGGAUGUAAUUUCCCCUGAUACAAAAACAUUUUAUUUACACUUUUGAUUAUUGUUUAGAGAAUGUACUUGUCACUAGAAAUAUCGAAAUUGCAAACUUAAUGUAAAAAGCCUUUUAAGCAUCAUAACCUCGAUUUGAAAUUAAAGUUGAUUUCAAAAUUUAAUCACAAUCUAUUCACAUCAUGAAAGUAGAAUGUGAUUUUUUGUACAUAGUUCGUACCGGAAAAUAAAUUUGGUACUCUUUUUAGUAGAAUAUUUAUGUACAAAUAAAUCUAGUCAAUUUUUUUCGUGUUUAUACUCACUUUGUGAUUGGUUGUAGGUUUUACCACUAAAUGCAAUAUCUGUAUAUGUAAUAGAUUUUAGUAAAUGUGUCUUUGUUUUAUUCUUAAGAAAAAUAUUUGGUUUAUGUACCAGUGGUGUUCAUAAAUAAUCAUCAAAAAACUUCAAUAAAUUGAGUUUAUGGUACUAGAUGCUAGCUACGAGAUCGUUUGAAAUUGCACUUAUUUUUUUAAAAUGUUGUUAAAAGUGUGAAAAUUUAAAAGUGAAGAUGUGUGUGUUCGUAUAAAUUCAGAUUAAUCUUUAUAUUAAGAAAAUUGUAAAUUUCUCAUGACUAAUAAAGAUGGAAGUUUGUAUUAAUAUUAAAUAUGAACAUAUGUCCUUUGUGCAAUUAUUUUAAUAUCUAAUUUCAAUAUCAAAUAUCAGUUGCAAUAUUAUCAAAAUACGUUUUGUUGUUUGAAAGUUGUACUAUUAUAAAACUAAGUUAUAAAUGUCGUCUCUUUGAAACUAAAUAUUUUGUCUUAAUUGAUUCAAACUGCAAUUAGUAUAAGCGGAAAUAUUUUUCACAUUUAUAUGACUAAAUAUUUCUAUAACAUUAGAAUUACUAAUAUAAUAAUAUCCGUUGUGAAAUUAGUUGCAGCACUUACAGAUAUAAUGUGAAUUAUUUUUAUCAAACUGUCCAGGAUGAUUUUUUAAUUAUUGAAAAAAAAUAGUAAUAAAUUGUGCAAAUCCACUUAAGGUAUAUUCAAAAAAUUCUUGUCUACCAAUAUAGAAUGAGUCUUAAGCAAAAUGUAAAUUGGAUCUUUUCUCCAUCCGGGACAGAUCUACCCUCUUCUAUGUGGUGCUGUUAAAGAUCGUAAAGUUUUGGUCUCUAGGAGACACUACUUGAAAUUAUUUUUCUAUUAAUUUGUUUUGAAUUUCAGGUGUAAGGGACAAAAAGUAGCUCUGGUACCUUUCCUGUAGUUUGUUUCACAAAAAUUUGUAUCAUAUCAAUCAUUUCAUGCUAUUUUUUUGUUUCCUUUGCCAAUAUUCCAGCUCUUCAUUAAUUGUUUAUCCUUCUGAAAGUCUGGCUCCUUUUAUUCUUCCUCUUUUUUACGACAUGAUCAAUCUCAUUACUGGAAUACUGACACUCAACUCUCCUAUCAUCUUCUCUGGAGGUUUUCCUUUGGUAAGUAAACAUUCUAAAAAACUGUUUUGUCUAUCCAAUCAUCAGUCAUUUUCUUUACAGUUUCAUCUUCUACUAAUAAUUAAUCCAUCUGACAUCUUCCACUAUGCAAAUUCAUCUUAUGUCGUAGUUUAUUUGGUGAGACAGGCCUGUACUAUUGGCAGAUACAAAUAAUGUGCCCCCUCAUCACCAAAUAUAUCAUUAGCAACAUCGCCCAACUGUGAUAUUUCUAAAUUUCCCAUAACUUCUUUUUGUCCCUUUAUGGUACAAUAACGUUGGGCUCAUCACUCAUUUCUUUUUUUACACUAAGAGAAAAAUUCCUUUUUCCCAGCUAUUACCUACUAAAAAAUAACUGUUUUGCCUUGUAUAAAUGAAAAAUGUAGUGAUUGGAAGUUUUUGAAAAAAUUAAGGAAAUUAAACUCAAUAAAACUCAAAUUCUGAAUUAUUGGACUGUUUCAAAUAACCAAUACAGAAUGAGUAUUGAGCAAAAAGAAAAUUGGAUCUUUUCUUCAUCCGGAAUAGAUCCAUUCUCUUCUAUGUGAUGCUGUCAAAGAUGGUAAAGUGUUUGUUAUCUAGGACACUUCUUGAAAUUGCUUUUCCUAUCAAUUUGUUUUGUAUUUCAGGUGUCUUAUAUGUAAGGAACGUUUUCAGGCUCAUUUUUAUCCUUACUGUCAGACAACAGAUUUGUACUUUACAAAUAGGUGCACCAAUUACAAAAAGUAGUUCUGGUAGUACCUUUCCUGUAGCCAUGGAAUGCUGUACUUUAUUUUAUCUAAAAUUGUGUCAUAUUAAUCAUUUAAUGUCAUUUGUUUGUUUUCUUUUCCAAUAUUUUAGCUCCUCAUUUAGCUCCUUUUGGAAGCCUGACUUCUUUUAUUCUUCCUCUUUUUUAUGAUAUGAUCGAUCUCAUUACUGGAAGGCUCCAUUUAAUCUCUCCGGUGAUCUACAGUUUUGUCCAUCCAAUCAUCAGCCAUUCUAUCUACAUAAUAUAUACAGCCUCCUCUUCAACUAAACAUUAAACCGUUCGACACCUGCCACUAUGCAAAUUGAUCUUAUGUCGUGCAUUUAAAACUAUUUCUAUAAAUUCUACAAAAAAUCAAUCUUUAUAAUGUUAAUAGUCGAGUUUAUCAACAUCACCGAAAUGCUAAAUGUCCAUACCACUGCUUUUUGCUUAAAUAUGGUAUAUUUGAGGUCAGUUUCGUGCUCAUCACUUAUCAUCACCCGUAUUUAAGUUUUUUUUCAAGAUUGCCUUUGUGGAAAUGUCUAAUUAUUACUGCGCUCUAUCCUUUAAUAAUUUUGAGUAAAAAUAACUAUUGCAGAACGUACUAUGUACUAACUAGUAUAUAGUAAAGCGUUACUUAUCGACUUAUAUUCACUCCCGAACUUGUUUCAAUCAUUAUACUCAAUCCAAUAAUCGCAUUGUCACUUAAAUAUUAAAUAAUCAUCCUGGAAGUGAACUUAUCUACCUCGGAAGGUCGCAAGUGUUCAAUAAAUUCCCAAGGUGCAUUUGUAGUGAGGACACACACUCUGUGAUAUAAAACUUUUAACGUCAAAUAUUACUGAAAUAGAUUUCGUACAGUGUGAACCAAUAUUGAUAAAUUUUUUGUAAGGUGUAAAUAUAGGUGUAUAAUAUUGUGAUGUUCGAUGAAAGAAAAUAAAUAUCAUUAUAAGGUUCACCCUGUAGAGAAAUACAUAGACGCAACCAAAUGACUGUACUCUGUUUCAUUUCAAAGUUACUUAUGAUUUUUAUUCGUUUUGAAAGAAAUGCCUCGGAAAUUGAAGUCUUCAUGUAAUUCCACUAUAGGAGAUUAUAUCUUUGAAAAGGAUUGAGCUAAACAAGAACCUCGAAAAAUGUUAAUUAUUACCGAGUCAUAGCUUAGUUGUACUUUUUCUAUUUGGUUCAAAACCUCCAUUUCCAAACUGUGAAGCUUUAUAUAUAAAUACGUAAGUUGCCUUAUCUUAAUACAUUUAGAUCAUUUUUAUAUUCAAAAAACCGUUAUAUUAGUUUUUAAUGGGUAGUUUUUUAUUGCAAUGAUAAAUUGUUUAGACAAAUUUUGAAAAAAAGAAGUAUAAUAAGUUCGAGCUUUUAAAAAUUCCACCUACCUUGUGGUUCUGGGAACUUAAUUGAUCUUUAAUAAUUGUUAACGUUUUGAGAUUAAUGUUUAAAUUACCGACCAGCUUAUGAUUACAUAUAUUAAAACCAAAAAUUUUUUUUCCACAGAACUCAAAUACUAAUUUUUAUGCUUAUUAGGUACUGCUAAUAUCAAUUUCAAAUUGUAUUGUAUCUAAAAUUGUAUCAUAUCAAACAUUUCAUGCCAUUGUUUAUUUCCUUUGCUAAUAUUUUAGUUCUUUGUUGAUUAUUUGAAACCCUACCUCGAAAAAUCUCACUCCUCCUUUUAUUUUUCCUUUUUUUUUUUUAGAACACGAUCAAUAGCAUUCCUGGAAUGCUGAGAUUUAGCUUUCUUUUCAUCUCUUAAGUGGUCUACUUACUUUGGCUAAUAAUAAUUCUUCGAUAAAUUUCUCUAUCCGAUCAGUAGAUUUCUAUAGCCUCCUUUUCUACCCCUGAACCAUUUAACAACAUCUUCCACUUUGUAAAUUUAUCUUAUGUCGUUGUCUAUUUGGCGACUCUUGGAGUAUACCCUGGCUCCUCGUCUCAACUAUUUGGAGUAGGCGUCUUGUAACUAUUGCUUCUAUUCCAGAAUAUGUCAUGUUAUGCUUUGGAAAUUAUCAUUUUUCUAUUAAUUGUGAUAUAAUGUUCCUAAUAAGCCUGAUAUUAUAGUUGCCUUUAUCACUUGGCUCUCCACUUCUUCUGUUAGGUUUCUGCUAUUAGUACUGCUACUCGUUCCAAUGGCGGGAGCUUAUCUUACAUUGUGCAUGAAACAUAAAAAUAAAAAACAAGUCUCACUGGUCUCAAAUACUCUUAUUCAAAAAUGGAUCCAAUGCCAUUGAUUCUUUGACAUCAACCAAAUUACUUUGAAUUUCUAGAACUGUUGGUGAUAUUCAUAUUGAACUCCACUACUACACCAACACUCACAAUUACACUGUCUGACGCGCGUUUCGAUAUCCAAGUUAUCGUCUUCAGAGACUGAAGGUAAACUCAGACAGUGUAAUUGUGAGUGUUGGUGUAGUGUGAACAGCGUAAUUAGUAUUGGAAAUUUGUGAUUUACCAGAAGAUCCAGGUCAUCAUGCUUUUUCAUAUGAAAAUAUAAUUUCGCUUGGUGUCAACGUUUCGUCGACUGAAGUUUAUUUCAAUACAUCAGUUAGAUACACAUACUGCUUUUUUUAAGAAAGUUUUGUGAUACUUCCAAAUAACUAUGGUUCUAAAUAACAAAUUUAAUUUUUUAAUUUUAUACCAUUCUUUUAAAUUGUUAUUGGAACUAUAUUUUACAUUAGAAACUAGUAUUCUCUCUAAAUAACGGUUUUUUGAAACUCUACAUCGACAGAUCCAACUUUUUUGAAUUCGGGGGUCAUAAAUCUACAAAUACUAGCAAUAACUGUUAGGUAUAUCCGAGUUUAUGAAUAAAGCUCAAUAAAACUCAUUUAGAAUUUACAUAAUUAGAAUUCAAUUGGGCAGCUUCAACAGUGUCCUUUUAGAAAUCCGAGCUCGUGAAAGUAAAUUGACCUUUGGAAGGGCAAAUUAUAAAAUUGUUGUUGAAUACAUCACAGAAGUUCAUCACUAAUUAGAUUUGUUCAACCAAAAUGUCUGUUUACUAUAUUAGGUAGAUUUUAAAUCUCACAUCAUAGAAACCAUGACUGCUAAGUUCCUUAAGUAACAGUAAAUUACAUUUUUAAUAACCUCUAGGUAAUUUAAAGUAAUUUAAGAUUGUAUAUAUACAUCUAUUCAUAUGCCAGUCUGUAAAUGAAUUAAUUUAAAAAAUAUGUACAUAUUUGCUAGCAGGAUUGUCGAAAUUAAAUGAAAGUUGUUGUAUAUAUUUAUAUUUAAGAACAGUAUUGUAGAAAUUUUGCAUUAAAACUAAUUUAGCGAAUAUUGACAGACUGGUUGUUUUUGUACUGAAAUAGCUAAUUGUUCUUUAUUGAAAUUUAAUCCUAAGUAGAUUUAAUAAUACCGAAAAUAAAGUUAAUCUUCUAUUUUUAGUUAAUUGAUAGUUUUACAAAUAUAAGCACACAUGUGGGCUUUUGAAAUUUGGAUUGAAUCGCGAGCAAUUUUUCUUAUAUCGAAGGUGUAUUCUGAAUCUAGGGUUAUAUUAAAAUUGAUUUCAUUACAAUCCACAUAGAUAAAUAACAACUAAAAGUAGAAGAAAUUUUGAGAGAGAUAUCAGAGGUUCUCAAUCUCUCAGGCUCUGAAUCCCCCUUCAUACUUUGGUGUGAGGUCACGCCUCCCUUUUUAGGGAUUACGUUAAUUAGAGACUUAUAUAUGGUAAAUUUACUUCCAUCAUGUUUGAGUAAAAUGACUUUGAACUUGGGCUAGUCAUACUCUGGUACGGAAUAUCAAUAUUUGUCAAAUACAAAUUUUAAUUAAAUACACCAACGAAAAAAUUAAAAUCAAUGGUGUAACCAAAAAAUAUUAAUUAUUUUUUGUGAUCAGUACUAGUGUGAGGACUGGUACUGGUUCUCCUUAACUAUUUUUGAUAUGUUUGGUCUCAAUUCUAACAAACAACACAGCAGGUCACUUUCCACAUCUAGUUUGGCUGGAUAUUUAGAUUUUAUAUUAGCCAGGGUUGAAAAUCCACACAAGCAUAGAUAAGUUGAUGAAAAUUGUACAUGCAACUUGGUUGCCUUCAUUGCUACUCCUGGGUAUACAAAAAUCUCGGAGAUCUCUGUUUGGAAAAUCCACUUUGGCUUUCGAAUCACAUUGCAAGUCAAUUAAUUAUUCUUGAAUGUGAUUAGAAAGUGUAUCAACGUUGAUUUGACUUAAAUUCCCAGUUUUGCGAGCUUAUAUCUGGGAAAUAGACUCUGAUUUUUCUCUUCGAGGACAACAAAUGCUCAGAUAUUAGGUCCCUCAUUUCUUUAACUAGUCUUUUGGAAAACUUUGUAUAUCAUCGAGGAUGUUGUUUAAUUUUGGAAAGGAAGAAAAGUUCAGGUCCGAAUUCUUCAGGCGACGUUGCCAAAAAGCCAUCUUCUCAGCAAAACUUUUAAUUGAAUCACAAUUCUUCAAAGUACUGUUCUGAUCUUGGAGCAUUUUAGGUUCAGGAGUUUUAUUGUUUCAGUCUAACAAAUAUGCCAAGUAAAAGAUAAAUUGAUUAUCUGUAAACUUCUUGUACAGUUUUACACUUUGAUUUUAACUUGAACAAUCUUGCAUCCAUAUUAUCUCUAAACAACCAAUGACCUCCGGUGUAAAAAAGUGUUUCUUAAUCACAGUUUAGCUCUUGAAGCAACAGUCGAAAAAGUCUGGUGUUUAAAGCACUGGAUUUGACGUGAUUCACUACUUUAACUGCCAAGUUCAAAGCAGUGUUAAGUAAUUCAGGAAGAGUCAAAGCUAAAGCUUGUCUGUGAAUGAUACAAUGGUACCCAAUUAUUUUAGGAUUCUUUUUCUUAGAUAAUUCAAUAAAUCCUGAUCGGCAACCUGUCAUCGCUUGAGCUCCAUCGGUACCAAUAACUCUCCCAGGGAAGGUAUUUAGCUUCUAAAAAUGUUUGAUGCUGCUGCUUUAGUUGUUGUUUCAAGGUUUUUUGAAAACAGUAUUUUUUUCAUCUAUGUAUCUACAGAAAAACAACUGCGCUUGUUUUGAAAUGCAAACAGUUGGGAUUUCCUUAGCUUUUGCACCAGUUGAUUUUUUGAAUCAAUAGCCAUGUCUUCAAUUUUACGUUUGACUGUAUCGUUUGAUAAAGAAAUUUUGGCAUCUUUCUUGUAGCCGUCUUCACCGAGUACAAUAUUACAAACAGUAAGCAAACGGGGUUUUAUGAAUGAUUCAUCGAUUGUGUACGGUUUCUUGUCCUUAACAAUUUUAUAAGGAGCCUCAACUAUAUUUUCAUUUUCCAUUGGAAAACUUCCACUAGAAUAAAGUUUCAUUCUCUUAAGACAACUUUGCCUAGAAACGAAAUUCAGUAGGUUUGUCGUUCAGAGCAGUCCUGGUCGACGAUGUCAAUAAACAACUCUAUUUAGAUUAUUUGCGUUUCGUUUAUUUUCUGAAGAAGGUUUUUAUUUAUUCUUAUGCAGAUGAACGUGUAACAUACUUUCUUGAACUUUUAUUUUGAUUUUCUAUUAGUUGCCAUCUAGUUUUGGGGAAUCCCCGAACGGAUAUAUUUCAGGCUGUUGCCACAACUUGGUUCAAGUUCAAGCCUCUAAACUUAGCUGUGCUUUUUUUAUUUGUUGACGCCUGGGCGCGCCUCCAGGUUGAGAACCGCUGAUUUAGAUAUUGUAUAAGAAUCAAUUUUAAAUCUUUAUCUACUUUUACGUGAAAUAUACUGAUGUAACUUCUUUGAUCAUCUUUGGUAUUUGCAUUCACUUCUGGUAAAUAAUUUACUCCUUCGAUUUUGAAUAAAACUGAUCGCUCUAAUAAUAUGUAAAAUAUAUACUUGAUGCAUCCAAAUUUUGACUCUUAUGUUUGCUAAUAUUAAUAACCUUAGGUACGGAUAUAUCAGAAGACUUAGAAUAUGUACUGGAAGUUUUCCUUUAGAAUGUUCGACAAAUUUGUUAAUGCUUAAGACACUUCUAAUAAAUUGGCACUUAUAUAUAAAAUAUUGUUUUGAUACAUAACAUUAUUUUCAGUUAGACAAGCAUUAACACAUUUGGUUCUAAUCUAGAAAAAAUUUAUGUGGCAAUUCCUAGAGAUUAAGUCUUAUGGAAAAGUUUUAUCAGAUAAAUAAAAGUCAAACCAGUGCAUUCUAAAAUAAAUUAGUAAUAAGAAAAUGUUUGAUUGUGUAUUUGAAUAGUUUGUUUGAGAGAAUUAGUGUGAUUGAAGUACUUUUAUAAAUACAUUUUGUACCUGACUACUCAACUAGUUUCUAAGUACUAUUUAUACUAUGUAUUCGUCCAAAUAUUUUUUCAGACUAAAGAUUGUAAAAUGAAUAAGAAAUAAAUAUUUGUCUUUUAU
Messenger RNA from Diorhabda sublineata, 14432 nucleotides. RefSeq lists its product as uncharacterized. NCBI's taxonomy places the organism in Eukaryota, Metazoa, Arthropoda, Insecta, Coleoptera, Chrysomelidae. Gene Ontology annotation, molecular function: transmembrane receptor protein tyrosine kinase activity; ATP binding. Gene Ontology annotation, cellular component: signaling receptor complex. The record is from RefSeq and is a predicted model, not a curated record. The transcript is spliced from 13 exons. Gene Ontology annotation, biological process: positive regulation of kinase activity; protein phosphorylation; multicellular organism development. Bases 416 to 4306 code for a protein of 1296 amino acids.